AUGCCGUGCGCAUCUCCCGGACAGAUCGUGUCUUCUGCCGCGCGGAUUUACACACACUCCUUUGUGCUUCUUCACCAAGAUGUCUUUAGAUUCUUGGCGUACGCCGAACAAAGAGCGCAUACAGGCUCAAGCAUUGCCGGAAACGACAAAAACCGCUCUUUAUCGCUUCCCACUUCGGUCGGCACAGCUUGCGCAGCAACAUCAUCGAAAUCUGCAUAUUUAACCAGAAGGCAGAAGAUGGCGGAGAAUAUGAAGAUCUACGAAAAGAAUGACAAAGGUCUCUGGGUGUGGACUGAUCACACCUGCAAACAAUACGACGAAGACGACUUUGAUCCGGAUACGAAUCUUGAGUGGGCGGUACAAUGGGUGAUCUGGAGUUUCAAGGCUGCCUUGGGUUGGACUGGACUGUGUACAUGGGUUGGCAAGUCCAUCGAUAUCAGCGGCAGCCCGACCUUCGAUACCAUCUUGAUAUUGAUGCCGUCCUUUCUGUUGCCGGUGGUCCAUGGAGUGGUGGUCAGGCAACAGGGUGUCAACAUGUCAGAAGGCAAAGCAGCGCAAUUGGCACAAUCGACUUUCUCGACUACAUUGGAGAGUAUGAGCUGGUUCUACGAAGUCGUCGCUGAGGCGUGGAAGCGUCCUGUUCAACUGCCACAGACGCCGUUGACGCCGCAGUUUUCACGGUCUCCAGGAUCUCCAAGGUCGCCACGAACUCCACGGAUGAAGAGACGGAGCGUCAGACAGUGA
Fulvia fulva is the source of this 744-nucleotide messenger RNA. RefSeq lists its product as uncharacterized. NCBI's taxonomy places the organism in Eukaryota, Fungi, Ascomycota, Dothideomycetes, Mycosphaerellales, Mycosphaerellaceae. Bases 1 to 744 code for a protein of 247 amino acids. The transcript is spliced from 2 exons. The record is from RefSeq and is a predicted model, not a curated record.